This is a messenger RNA of Oikopleura dioica, 279 nucleotides long. NCBI's taxonomy places the organism in Eukaryota, Metazoa, Chordata, Appendicularia, Copelata, Oikopleuridae. The record is from the annotation of a GenBank genome assembly.
AUGACGCACGCUUACACUCCUGGCGUAAAUUCCGCCAUUCGAAAAGGAAACGUCAAAUUAGUCCCUGGAACCAAGUCAUUCUACAACACCGAGUGGGAUCCAGAAGAGAAAAACAACCGUUUCUUCGAGGAAGAUGAACAAAGACAAAAAUAUAUUUCCUAUUUGGAAAAAUACAUGGCCGACUGGAUGGCGCACAUUGAUGCUCGAGAAGCAGCGACGAAGAGGGGAGUGGACCAAGAGAACUGCUACCCUCAAUUUGAACGAUUUAACUGGUUGUAA